AUGAUUUUUUUAAAUAUCUGCUUCGAGCAUACGCUUUACCGUAUAAAGCGAUGUAGACGCGCACACCAUGUUUAAGAUGGCGUGGCCGCACUGGCUGUCUACUAUCUAUUCCUCUAUGCUGUAUUUCCAUAGGGAGUAGGGAGUAGUGGACGUAGGGAGUAGUGGAGUGCGUUGGUGUUUCAGGUAAAUACCGUAAAGGUACGGGACUUUAUCCUUUAUCGAAACAGAAAGCAAGAUGAUGUUUUUCAGCUGCGCAACGACCAGACAUUAUAAAACAAAUAAACAAAAAAGACUGCGUCAGUAACAGCUGUUUGUUCCUGGUUUCUACAGGAGACGUCAGAAAAAUUAAUCUCCAACAAAUCAGAAUGCUGACAAAAGUUCAGAAAGUCUAAUGCAGCUCUAAAAUGAUUCAGGAACUGUAUCAGCAAAUCUUUUCAGAAGUGAAAUUUCUGAGUUAGUCUCAAUCAGAGUCGGACUACCUUCAAUGGGGAAAUAAACUUGACUGGAAACAGAUGAACUGAACACAGAUGAACUGAACGCAAUGAACUGAACAUAGAUGAACUGAAAGCAAUGUGGAAGGCCAUGAAGAGCGGGGAUGAAAGGCUUAUUUCCUCUUUUUGAAGAUGUCUGAUCAGCACUUUCAUGAUGAUUUCCAUUCUGGAGCAUACUUUCAUUAUUACUUCUAUUUUCUUACUGAAUAUUGAACUGUGUAUUUGUGCUUGUGCACGAGCUGAAUAUGAGAUAAAUGGAGAAUGCUGCCCCAUGUGUUCAGCUGGAAACCGAGUUUAUAGACAUUGCACUGAAUUCACCAGCACAACCUGUAUGCCGUGUGUUGGCUCUACUUACACUGCUGAACCCAAUGGCCUUCCAAGUUGCAUUACCUGUACAGUGUGUGAUCCUGGACCGGGAUUAAGAGUCAAAACAGCCUGCACACGAACUUCAGAUACAGUUUGUGAGCCACUGGAGGGAUUUUAUUGUACUGAUGAAUACAGGGACAGCUGUAGAUAUGCUGUGGAACACACAAAAUGCAGCCCUGGACAAUACAUAAAGCAGAAAGGAACAGCAGUUAAAGAUGCUGAAUGUGCAGUGUGUGCAGAUGGUACCUACUCCAACGGCAGCCUUCAAAUUUGUAAGCCACAUACAAAAUGUGAAGAUUUGGGACUUAAAGAAAUAACACCAGGAACAAAUUAUUUUGAUGUUGAAUGUGGAAGAAAAACUCCAGUCCAUCUAAUAGCUGGAAUCAUAGUUGCAGUGGCAGUUGUAGUUGUAGCUGGAGUAAUCGUUUUUCUAAUAAAGCAUAAGAAAGUCCCACCGACAGCUGGUACUGCUGAGAAACCGAGAUUUUCAACCAACCAGACACGUGAAAGAGAGACUUCAUUACCACUGACAAGCGAAGAAAGUUCAAAAUGACUGUGGAAAACAAUGGUGUGACCGCCAGGAGCAUGAAGUAACACACACUCGAUUUGGUCUUCGAUGAAUACAUGAGUUCAGGGAAGAGGAGACUGAUGGACGUGAUCUUGACUAAUGUGAUUUGAAUUUUGUGUGAUAUGUUAAGACAUUCAGGGUAAGUUUUCCUCAGUGGGACAUAUGGGAACAUAUACUAGUACAGUAGAUCAACCAUUUUGAGCUGUUUCAGUCACAAUAUUUUCUUUUAUCUGCCAUAUUUGUGAGCAUAAUUUUUGAACAUCGGCAGAAAAGCAAUGCAUCUGAGAAGUGAUUCUUACAAAAAAUGUUGAUGUUUUGAUUCAUACCGAGCCCCAGGAAAAAUAUAUAGAGCUCUGAAGUCAGCAUAGACAUCGUUGCCAUUGCCAAAUCUAACAAUCGCAGACAUUUGCAUUUAAUUCACAGUCCAUCUCCAUACACCAACAAGAGUCUGAAUCGGGCUUUAUAGUGCACAGUAGCCUGCUGGUACUUCGUAGAUGGAUGGGUUGGCGAAAUGAACCUGUGACACAUGAAAGAUAAAAAAAGUUUCCCAUCUCUGGGCAGAUAAGUAAACAGCAGCAUCAAUUUAUCAAGCUUUAUGAAUAGAAAUAACAGUUUAUUUAUGUUACUUACAAUAUACCGCUAACCAGUGAACUGUGUAGCAUAGGUAGAUAUGUAGAUAAAGUCAGUAGAUAUGUACAAGAAGAUAUUUAUUAUUCAUAAACUCCACCAGUAAGCAACAAACAACAUCAAACAUAAAAUCUGUACACAUCUGUCACCAACAAAUGUUCUGAUAAUUUGUUAAGCGUAGCAUAUGUAGCUAUAUCCACCUCGGUAACUAUCAUACAUAGCCAGUGUAACUAGCAAAUCAAGCUACCCAGUAUAAAAUGCUCGUUACUGAGAAUGGAGGGUUUUGUUGGUAUCCAAAUUUCUCACUUGAUUGCUGGUGAAAAUCUUUUCAACAGCUACUGUCACAUCAGACAUCAGAACAAAUUAAUACCAGUUGGUAACUCCAGAAUCUCAUCUCAUUCUCAUUAUCUCUAGCCGCUUUAUCCUUCUACAGGGUCGCAGGCAAGCUGGAGCCUAUCCCAGCUGACUACGGGCGAAAGGCAGGGUACACCCUGGACAAGUCGCCAGGUCAUCACAGGGCUGACACAUAGACACAGACAACCAUUCACACUCACAUUCACACCUACGGUCAAUUUAGAGUCACCAGUUAACCUAACCUGCGUCUUUGGACUGUGGGGGAAACCAGAGCACCCGGAGGAAACCCACGCGGACACGGGGAGAACAUGCAAACUCCACACAGAAAGGCCCUCGCCGGCCCCGGGGCUCGAACCCAGGACCUUCUUGCUGUGAGGCGACAGCGCUAACCACUACACCACCGUGCCGCCCACUCCAGAAUCUUUUGGUCAUAAAUAUGGCAGCAUGGUCAUACAGUGAUGUCACAUGAAACAGACCAAAACAACACAAAGCACACAGAGUGCUAUGAACACAUGUGGUGUGCAUCAAAUUCAAAAUAUAAUGUAAUUCUCUUGCAUCAUGGGCACCAGCUGAGCGUGGGUAUUAUAGAUAUAUGUCUUUAUCUAUUAUGAUUCCGAUUCUGUGAGGUUUAUAAAAAAUUAGUGAGUACAAUUUUUUCACAAUCGAUACUAAGUAGGGGACCAAACAUGAAAUAUCUUAGAGACUGAUAAUACAGUACUACAUGUAGUACUUUUUCGGUACUGGCAGUGCUGUAUCAAGUGGAAUGCAGGCCCAGGGUGGUAUUUUUGUUGAGAGGCUUGGGCUGAAGGAAUGUGGCCUGCAUGUGGUAUGUGCAUAGCAAUAAGCUAUAGACCUGAAUAUAACCAGCACUCAAAUAACUACAUUCAAAAUCCAUUUUAGCCAGCUGAUCCGUCAGAUUUUCUGCUCAGAUACAGUGACCAAAGUAUAAACAGUGUAUGAAUAACCAUCUAUAAUGUAGGCUUGAAUAGUAAAUGAAGCUAGAUAUCUGCUGUUCAUGUAGAAAUGUGUGUAGCACUUGCAAAAACCUUGCUUUUUGGGGAGAGAAAAUUAGCAAAUUACAAUCUCUUAUGAUAAAUAAUAAAUACUAGCAUUAGUAUUUAUUAGCAUGUAUUAUAGUAUUAGCAUGCGAGUGAAUGGAAUACUGAGGACACCCUAAACAUAAAUAUUUUUCCCUAAUAAUUUUAACAUUCAACAGAAUAAUGUAGUUAUACAAAGGUCACUACAUUUAAAAGAUUACAAUAAAAAUAAAAUAGCUUUUUUUUUAAUACAGGACAGCAUGUGAUUAAUGAUAUAGUUAACAACUUAUUCUCUGAUAUCAAUAACACAAUCAUUUAUAGUACACACUGAAAGAAAUGUCAGUAGUUUAGUUUAUAUUUGCAGCUGUAUUUCCCCCUUGAUGAACAUGCCUCUGGCAGUUACCUCAGUGCUUGAUGAUCUCCACUGCCUAGAAAAAAAAAAUCUGCUUUGAAAAACAUCUCAUGUGAGAAUAGCAGCUGAUCUUUGCUGAUUGCACAUUCACUUUCUGAGACUUAUGCAAUAUAGUGCUUUGUGAUCUUAGUAACAACUUUAAAAGAAACAUCACGCUUACCCAUGAUGCACAUAUUACUAAUUGUUCCACUGUUUCUGGUAUACAUAAUUAUGUACAAUACAUAUAAAAUAUAUAUUUCAUGUAUUGUUACUGGUAUUUACUGUGUAACUGUGUGCAAUGAGCAGUGAGUAUAAUAUCAAUCUGUAUAGUAUAUCAGUAUAUACUAUAUAUACAGUAGCAAUCAAAAGUUUGGACACCUACUCAUUUAUAGAUUUUUCUGUAUUUUGACUAUUUUCUACAUUGUAAUGUAGAACAAUACUGAAGACAUCAAAACUAUUAAAUAACAUAGGGAACACAUACGGAACUAUGUAGUAAACAAAAAAAAAGUUAAAAACUAAAUAUGUUUCAUAUUUUAGAUUCUUCAAAAUAGCCACCAUUUAUCUUGAUGACGCUUUGCACACUAUUUGGCAUUAUCUUAACCAGCUUCAUGAGGUAGUCACAUGGAAUACUUUUCAGUUAACAGGUGUGUCUUGUCAAAAGUUAAUUCGUGCAAUUUCUUGCCUUCUUAAUGCAUUUGAGAUCAAAUAGUAAAUAGUAAAAAAUACAGUAAAUAGCCCUAUUCCACAACUGUAGUAAUCCAUAUUGUGUCAGGAACCGCUCAACUAAGGAAAGAGAAACAACAUCCAUCAUUACUUUAAGACAGGAAGUGUAUUUUAAUUAAUUAAAAUAAAGAAAAAACAUUGAAUUAGAAGGUGUGACCAAACAUUUGAUUGGUAGUCUAUACAUUUGGUGUUUUAUUUUCCUCCCCUAGAUACUGUGUAAUUGUCAUUUGCCUAAUGGAAUUUAUAUUAACAUCUGCACAAUUUACUAAGCAAAUAAAUACUGCAGUUCAGUUAUGUAUUUGUAUGCAAACUGUAGCUAUAUUAAGGUGAUGCUAAAUGUAACUACAUAUGACAGAUCUUACUGUACUGAGUUUCAGCUGAAUUCUCAGAACAUUGUGGCUGAAGUACAGACUAACGAGCUAUAAUUUAUUUACUUUGUUAAAUUCUACAAUCACAGAAUAUCCUGUAUAUCAUUUAACAUGAAUUCCUUUUUCAGUGUUUUGCACAACAUAAUGUAAUUUAAAGAUGUAGCAAUGUUUUUUAUAUGUGUAAUAAAUACAGACGUCUAUCACAGAGAACCUCAGUUAUUGUUUACACAGCUCUCCAGUGUAGUUCUCCGGGGCAAUCAUCCGCAUUAAAGUAAGCUGCUUGUUUUCGCCACAGACAGGUUCAUAAUGUUAUUAUAAAAGUGUCUGACAACACAGACGGGAUGCCUACAGAGACGUGUGUGUUUACCUCAAUAUCUGCAAAGAAACUGUAGAAAAUGGGCGUUUCUACAGGCAUUGUUUAUCUUUUAUCUUCAUAAGAAUGUUGGCACGGUGGUGUAGUGCUUAGCACUGUCGCCUCACAGCAAGAAGGUUCUGGAUUCGAGUCCAGCGGUUGAUGAAGGCCUUUCUGUGUGGAGUUUGCAUGUUCUCCCUUGUCUGCAGUUGAACUGGUUUCCUCCACAGUUCAAAAACAUACGGUGAAUGUGUGUAUGAGGACCCCAUUGAAAAGAUGUUCAUGGUGGCAAGUUAUGAGAUUGUGAACUGGGCGAUCAUAAACUAAUAUAUUGAUUAGGACCUGUAGUCAGGGGCUGUUUUUCUGAUGUUUACAAAAAGGAUUCUUUCCAUGUUGUCAGACACUCUUCAUAUUGUCGCAAUCAGAUAAAUAUUUGGGCAUUACGUUGGAAAUAGACUUCUUCACAAGUUCUGCGUGAAUUGGAAAAGAUUUAAUUAUGUUGUUGGAGACGGGCGGCACGGUGGUGU
Molecule: messenger RNA, 5804 nt
Organism: Neoarius graeffei (lesser salmon catfish)
Lineage: Eukaryota; Metazoa; Chordata; Actinopteri; Siluriformes; Ariidae
Product: tumor necrosis factor receptor superfamily member 14-like
Exons: 9
Coding region: 643-1410 (255 amino acids)
Biological process (GO): signal transduction; apoptotic process; immune response
Cellular component (GO): external side of plasma membrane; membrane
Molecular function (GO): protein binding; transmembrane signaling receptor activity
Source: RefSeq, a predicted model, not a curated record